AUGAUACGAUUAAGCUUCACCGUUCUUUUGAAAGCAUGCCUUGGGCUGGACGACAAUAGCGGUGCCGAUGCGGCGAGCCCAAUUAACAAUGCCGCAAAAACGCAUCUUGAAGCAUUCUUCAACAUGAUUUCAAGAAAUCCCGACAUCCGUAGAGGAGGAAGGAAAUCCCUUGUCUCUUUCCAUGCAAGCCAUCAAGGAAUCCAGUCAGUCAUGGAAAGCCUGGUGAAAUAUCGAAGGGACCACCCUUCAUCUAAGAAAGAUCUUCUUUCUUCUAUGCUAAGCUCACAGGAUGCGCAUAUGCUAUCUAAUGAGGAGAUAGAAAGCAACUUGUUUCUUUUCAUGUUUGCCGGCCAUGAGACAACCGCGAACACACUUGUCUACAUGAUUUAUCUUCUGGCCGUCUUUCCUGAAUGGCAAACUUGGGUCGUCCAGGAAAUCGAUCAGAUAUUCUCCGAUGUGCCAUUAGAUAAUAAAAUGCCUUACAAGGACAUUUUCAAUCGACUUACUCGGUUGAAAGCAGUUAUGCAUGAAACUCUCCGACUCUACGGCCCGGUCGGGAAUCUCCUCCGAAGGACAUCUCCUGACCAUGAUCAAACUAUCUCCCGCAUCGACGGAUCAGAAAUUUUGAUUCCGGCAAAUACUCUCGUCAAUAUAAUAACGACGGCUCUGCACACUCAUCCAGAUUACUGGGGCCCAGAAGCCCUCUCAUGGAAGCCUGAUCGAUGGUUGAGUAGCGAUGAACUCGACAGUGAAAAAGUAGAUCAUCUUUUCGCAUGGGCCGAAGGUCCUCGAGCAUGCCCAGGAAGGAAGUUCUCCCAGCUUGGAACUCUCGCCGUCCUUGUCACUCUACUGCAUCAAUCGUCGGUUCACAUUGUACCCAAACCGGGCGUGAGCCUUGAAGAAGCCCAGUCAGAGGCCUUGGAGGUAUUGCAGAAUAGUCGAUCUCUUCUUACAUUGCAUAUAGAGCAGCCGCAGAAGAUUCAUGUUAGAUGGUGCCCGCGAAUAUAA
This is a messenger RNA of Penicillium daleae, 1008 nucleotides long. RefSeq names its product cytochrome P450. The transcript has 2 exons. Bases 1 to 1008 code for a protein of 335 amino acids. Lineage: Eukaryota; Fungi; Ascomycota; Eurotiomycetes; Eurotiales; Aspergillaceae. The record is from RefSeq and is a predicted model, not a curated record. Gene Ontology annotation, molecular function: iron ion binding; monooxygenase activity; oxidoreductase activity, acting on paired donors, with incorporation or reduction of molecular oxygen.